AUGGUUGGCCGAAUCCGUGUUUUGGAGUGGGAAGCAGUGCGAGUUAUCGAAUCUUAUUGCACCACAUUCCACCACGCAAAACAAGUCCACGCUCACAUCUACCGCAACAAUCUCCACCAAUGUUCCUACGUCAUCACCAACCUCCUUCGUUUCCUCACCAAUCUCCCUAACCUUCCCGUUCACUCCUACCCUCACCUUCUCUUCUCACAGGUCCAUUCCCCUAACCCUUUCCUCUACUCUGCUCUCAUUCGCGCUUACGCUCGUAACGGGCCCUUAUUCCAAUCCAUUCGCUUAUACUCUUCCAUGUUGGACAGUAACAUUUCACCCGUUUCGUUCACUUUCUCCGCUCUUUUUUCAUCCUUGAAAAACCCCACUUUAGGAUCACAGCUUCAUGUUCACGCAUUAUUGUUUGGGUUUGUCUCUGAUUUAUACGUUAGCAACACCAUUAUUGACAUGUAUGUGAAAUGCGGGCUUUUAUGCUCUGCGCGUAAGGUGUUCGAUGAAAUGACGCACCGGGAUGCGGUUUCUUGGACUGAGUUGAUUGUUGCUUAUGCAAAGAGUGGGGACAUGGAUUCCGCAAGGGAGUUGUUUGAUGGGUUGCCCGGUAAGGAUAAAGUUGCUUGGACUUCUAUGGUUACUGGGUAUGCUCAGAAUGCCAUGCCGAAGAAAGCGUUGGAAUUUUUUCGACGGUUGCGAGAGGCUGGCGUAGAGACGGAUGAGAUUACAUUGGUUGGUGUUAUUUCUGCUUGUGCUCAGUUGGGUGUUUCUGGGUAUGCUAAUUGGAUAAGGGGCAUUGCUGAGAGUUCUAGGUUUGGGUCUGCAAAUAAUGUUCUUGUGGGGUCUGCAUUGAUAGACAUGUACUCUAAAUGUGGUAAUGUGGAGGAAGCUUAUAAUGUGUUUAAAGGAAUGAAGGAAAGGAAUGUUUUUUCUUACAGUUCUAUGAUUGCUGGGUUUGCAGUGCAUGGCUGUGCACGUGCCGCGGUCAAAUUGUUUUAUGAGAUGUUGGAGACUGGAAUAAAACCAAAUCAUGUUACUUUUGUAGGUGUUUUUACGGCGUGUAGCCAUGCCGGCAUGGUAGAACAGGGUCAGCAUCUCUUUGGUGCUAUGGAGGAAUGCUAUGGUGUUACUCCAACUGCAGAUCAUUAUGCUUGCAUAGCUGAUCUUCUUGGCCGGGCAGGACACUUGGAAAAAGCGCUCCAGCUUAUUCAGACAAUGCCUAUGGAGCCCAAUGGUGGUGUGUGGGGUGCACUUCUUGGAGCAUCACACAUCCAUAGAAACCCUGAUGUUGCUGAAAUUGCUUCUCACCAUUUGUUUGAGCUUGAACCUGAUAACCUGGGGAAUUAUUUAUUGCUGUCCAAUACGUAUGCAUUGGCUGGAAGAUGGGAUGAUGUAUCCAGGGUCAGGAAAUUGAUGAGAGAGAAGCAAUUGAGAAAAAAUCCGGGAUGUAGCUGGGUUGAAGCGAAGAAUGGUAUUGUACACGAGUUCUUUGCUGGGGAUGUGAAACAUCCAGAGAUUAAUGAGAUAAAGAAGGCAUUAGAUGAUCUUUUGCAGCGACUGAAGGCUAAUGGAUAUCAACCAAAACUAAAUUCUGUUCCGUAUGAUAUUGAUGAUGAAGGAAAAAGGCUUUUACUUAUGUCACAUAGUGAAAAACUUGCUUUGGCAUAUGGACUGUUAAGCACAGAUGCUGGUUCCACUAUAAAGAUUAUGAAGAACCUUAGGAUAUGCGAGGACUGUCAUACUGUAAUGUGCGCCGCAUCCAAAGUUACAGAAAGAAAAAUUGUUGUGAGGGAUAACAUGAGAUUCCACCACUUCCUUAAUGGGACUUGCUCUUGUAAUAAUUUUUGGUAA
Molecule: messenger RNA, 1848 nt
Organism: Lathyrus sativus (Indian pea)
Lineage: Eukaryota; Viridiplantae; Streptophyta; Magnoliopsida; Fabales; Fabaceae
Source: the annotation of a GenBank genome assembly